Messenger RNA from Daucus carota subsp. sativus, 995 nucleotides. RefSeq lists its product as uncharacterized. Bases 148 to 732 code for a protein of 194 amino acids. The transcript has 3 exons. The record is from RefSeq and is a predicted model, not a curated record. Lineage: Eukaryota; Viridiplantae; Streptophyta; Magnoliopsida; Apiales; Apiaceae.
CAAGACGCACAACCAGAAAUUUCUAGACAUACUUCAUCAAUUUUACUAUUUAAGAUACCUUCCCUUAUAUCUAGCACUCGAAUACCACAAGCACACACACACACGAUCAUCUCGUUUCCUCUGUCAUUAAAUCAGAAUCUCCAGGGCAUGGCUUCCUCCAACAGAUUGGCGUUGAUUCUUUUCCUUGCUUAUUCAUUCAUCUCGCAAACAAGUCUAGGUGAAAUCAUAUGUGAGGAGUUGCCUAAAGAUGUAUGCGCGUUUUCCAUUUCAUCAUCUGGGAAAAGGUGCUUGCUGGAGAAUUCGGAGACCAAGAAAGGUGUGGAAGAUCAGUGCAGUACAUCUGAUGUGGUUGUGCAGGGAAUGUCAGAGCACAUAGAGACAGAGGCAUGUGUUAAUGCAUGUGGAGUUGAUCGGAGAACGAUAGGGAUAUCAUCAGAUUCAUUGCUGGAGCCACAGCUUACCACCAAGCUUUGCUCCCCAGAUUGUUACCACAACUGCCCCAACAUUAUUGACCUUUACUUCAAUUUGGCUGCAGGAGAAGGAGUGUUUCUACCUGAUCUGUGUGAGAAACAAAAGACGAACCCUCAUCGUGCAAUGCUGGAUCUAAUGAAUUCCAGUCCAGCUUUUGCUCCGUCUUCAAAUGACGAAGCUGAAGAAUAUUUUGUGUCACCUGCUCCUUCAAGUGAAGUUGAUGAAAAUGUCGAAAUUGCUCCAGCUCCUUCAAGCAACUGAAACUGAAAGAGUGAUGAUAUUUCUGCCUACAUAGCAAAAGAGAUUAAUUGAGUUUGUCUUUUUGGUUGAGUAACAUAUUGCUCUUUCAUGAGCGACGAAGCAGAGGAUUUGGAUACACAUUGGAAGCAAUAAAAUGCUCUUGAGCGCGUACUCAGAAUCUUACUUAAUUGUAGUUUAUUUAAUCUGUGUAAUGUUUGUCGAUUAGUUCGACAAAGCUUUGUCUAAUUGUCUCUGGUUAUUUUGAAACUAACUUUUGAAUGCUA